Drosophila subobscura is the source of this 4475-nucleotide messenger RNA. RefSeq lists its product as uncharacterized. Lineage: Eukaryota; Metazoa; Arthropoda; Insecta; Diptera; Drosophilidae. The transcript is spliced from 3 exons. The record is from RefSeq and is a predicted model, not a curated record. Bases 428 to 4126 code for a protein of 1232 amino acids.
CAGCGGUCACACUGCCUAUAUAUGUAUAGUUUUCUUUUCUGACUUUUAAAAACAAAUAAAAGGCAGGCAAAAAGUGUAUUUAGAAUAUUUUAGUUUUUGGACAAACGCCUGUUAGCCUGCAAUCAUUGUAAGUAACAUUAUUUAAACGGGCAAGCUACAUAUUUGGGCGCUAGACGCUCCAAAGAAGCGCGCGUGUGUGUGUGUGUGCGGCGGCAUUUAAUUUGAGUGAACCAAAAACAGUGCUGUGUUGCACAAAAACAAGAAAAGAAGACAAAGCCGAGGAAGGCGUAGCAUGAAGGACCCGAAAUUAAAUUGAUUUUGAUUUUGGAAAAACCCCGAAUAAACGGUUUUUUCGGUGUUUAAAGAUUGAUUCCGAUUCCGAGAUUGUGUGCGACAGUUUUCCCUCCAACUCAUAUAGGCGGAAACGAUGAGCUUUUUGCCGGGCGAACCAGUGCCACCCGGUUUCGAGGAAGAUGACUCCUCUGCCCGACCGGCCGUCAUACAAAAACAAGUUGACGAUUUCACACGCGGGCCAUUGAUUGGCACCGAGUAUUGCGUCGAGAUAAUCGAAAAAAUCAUCACCAAAUACUAUUGUGUCCUGUGCGGCAACCUCAGCGAUAUUCGGACGGUGUUUGUACAUUGGACAUCGGUGUCGCAUCGCAGCAAAUACUUGCAGGUACAUUACCAAAAAGCCUACGAGAUACUGCAGAAGAUACAGAAGCGCGCAACAAAUGCUGAACUGGUGAUUGCCACUGGGACUAUUUGCUCAUAUAUUGAAAAACAUUGCGGCCGUCCGCGUCGCAUGGUGUCGGUGCUUGGCGCACAAUUCAGCCAAUAUCGUUCGAAAUUCUGCAGUCAGGCGCGUGACAUGUUCCAUUUUGAUGAGUGCUCUGGACCCGACUUUGUCCAGGAGGCACAACAAUUGGUGCAGGAAAUAAUGAAGAAGAAAGAGGAGAAAGGAGCGCCAAAAAAGAAUGAACGCGAUGAGAACAAGAACAACAGCAACAGCAACGACUUCAUUGCCCUCGAUGCCAUAUCCAGUGAUGAUGAAAGCUUUGGCCCCAGCACUAGCACUGGCCAAAAUUAUAAGAAGAGCAACCCCUUCGACGACCAAUCGGCCAGUGGCCGUGGGGCCAAUCGUUCUCCACCGGCGCCUGGUGAACUGCCCAAGCAACAGCUACCCACGCCCAAAGAGCUCUCCAUACAGGCAUCGAUAAUUGCCCAUGAGCGCUACAAGUGGGAGAAAUUUCGAUGCAUGCUCGAGCUGCAGUUGAAGCAGCUGCGCGACGAGACGGAGACAUACGAAUCGUUUCCGGAGAAGCAUCCGGACUAUCCAGACGAGUGGAAGCAGUUCUGGAAUCGCCGCUACAAGCAGCUGCAGGAGGAGAAGACCGAUCCGAAUAGCUACGAUUACAAGCCCGAAUGGAUUAGCUACUGGAAGGACAGACGCGUUGAGCUCUUCAACAUUGCCGUCGCAAAAAUCAAAAAAGAUCUGAAGGACAAAUUCAAGUUGACCGACGAGGAUGAGGAGAAGACGAAGGAUCUCAUGGAGCGCUACAAGAUACGUGUCUCCAGUCCACGAGAGGUAUCAGCCGGCCCCGCAUCCAGCGGCUCCCAUGUCCGCCGUAAGCCGAAUUUUCGCAACAAUCGAGGUGGCGCCGACGAUGCUGCUGAAACUGUCAUUGACAUCAGCGACGACGAAGCGCCCAAUCCAUCAAUGCGCAAUCGAGCGCAGUAUAGACGCUCUCGCUCGCUUUCAAAGUCGCCCAAGCGUGGUUUCGGCGGCAGCGGUGGCGUCGGAGGUGGCCGUCAUCCAGGAUCACGCAGAUCACGCAGCCGCUCGUCGCGGCGACAGUACAGCAAACACAACGAGUCGCGUAGCACUUAUUCGCGCAGCCCACAGCGUGGUCAUCGCUCCAGAUCGCCUGUCUACUAUCAUCGCCGUAACAUGAAUCAUCAGGUUUUGUCAUCGAGUCAUGGACGAUCGCGUGAUGGCUACUCGGAUCGUCGCAGCGGUGAUCCAGAGCGACGAUCCAGGGACAGGGAGCGCACCAAUGAUCCUGAUUUCUAUCGCAGCGGUAGCUAUAGCCGUGCGAGUCAUGGGCCAUACGAGCGCAUGGAGACAUUCCGUGUGAUGGACCCGCGUGUCUAUCCCGAAUAUAGUUUGCCCAACAAGACACGCUCCAAAUCGCCGCCAAGCUCGAAGGACAAGGAUAAGGAUAAAGAUGCAGAGCUGCUGGCCGACGAUGGACCUCUCACUGUGGUGAGUGUUCUGCGCAUGCUAUCCGCCGUUGAGGAUCAUUUGGGUAGUCUCGGUCCUAAGGCAUUGAGUCUGCUCAGCAAGGCACUGGCCAUGGAGAUGGUGCGGGCGAACGCGGCCGAUGAUCUCCUACUGAACGAUGAUAAUUGUGUGCUCUUGGAGACAAUCAAAGAAAAACUGAAGGGCAUCCUCAUAGCCGAAGUGCUGGAUGAUCCGCAAAAAGUGCGCGUUGUGAAAAAGUUGAUCACGAAUAUAGCGGCCAUCAUCUUUCAAGUGAAAGCCAAAGCCAAGAAUGACGGCGGAAGCAGCAACAGUAAGGCGGCGGCGAAUCCCAUACCGGCAUCGCCCAUACGAUUGCCAUACGAUCGGAGUAGUGUCAGCUCGAAGCUGGCCAGUGCGUUGGUUGUCAAUGGCUACUAUGAUGUGAGCAGCGAGGACAUGGACAAGCUGUUGCAUUUCUAUGCCACACUGGCAAAGAUCGAGAAGAGUCGUCGAGUGGCGGGCAAGAAAUUUCAUUUCCACGAAGUAAUCAAUCUGCUGGGACUGAAGCAUAGAAAGGGGAAGGUGGUCAACGAUGCCCUUGACAUUGACAUCGAUGAGCUGAUGAAGGAGGUGGAGAGUCAGCUGCAUAAGAAGGAGAAGAUCGAAACGAUUGUGGGGCCCAAGUCGGAUAGCAUUGGCAUGGAGUCCCUCACCGAUUCCGAUCUGCAGACAUUGCUGCAAAAUUUCAAGUUCCUUUCCAGCGAAGAGCAGGUCCAUCUGAUCGGUCAUCUGCGCAAGCUUGAAGUCCAGGAGCCGCUGCGCGUCGAAUGUCUACGCAAAUAUGUGAAUCUGGCUGAGCUAAGCGGCGAUGGUGAGUCCUGCAGUGAUUUUCUUUCACGCGUCGCUGGUACCAUCAAUCCGGAAAAUACAUCUGCCGUUUCGGCUGCCGUUGCCACCGUGACGUCGUCCAAUAAAUCUUCAUCUGCGACUGCCACUGCCUCGGCGGCGGCUGCUGCUGCUGCUCUGUCCUCGCUGAGUGUCCGUCGUCGUAGCUUUGAGCGGGAAUUGAACGUGCCGCAAGGCAGCAAGCAGCGUCGCAUCGGCCGCCCUUCACCCGGAUUCAUCAUUGACGAUGAUGACGACGACGAUUAUAAUUUUGAUGAUUUGGUGAUGAAGGCCUGCGACUCGAAUGGUGGCAGCGGCGGCAGCGGAACUGGUGCUGGUAGUAGCAGGGGCGGCGGCGGCCUACCUUCAGUUUUACCGGCCUCAUCUUCGCCGAAUGCUUUGACUUUCAAGCCGGCCGCUUCUUCCAAGUUUUCGCUCGACACUGAAUCGAUUAUAGCCAAUCUAAUGGACACGCUCAGCAACUGCCAGAAGCAGGGAGGCGGCAACGGUGGUGCCUCGCAGCAGGGGAAUCGUGAACGCCCCUCUGGUGCUGGUGCUGGUACUACGGGUCCAAGCAAGUCUUCACGUUCCGCCGCAAAGAAACUGCAGCAGCAGCUGCAAAAACAAGGAUUCACCAAAAUGGGAGGGCCCAAUGCCGAUCCCGCAAUGCAGCAGCCUCAGAAGCAGCAUCCCGGUUACAAUCAGCUGGAUGGAAAUUCGGCAUUUCAAAUGCCGUCGCAGCAGCAUCACUUUGGCCAAGAUCCCAGCGCGACUUAUAAUGGCGGAUACUCCUUUUCUGGCUACUCGAACUACCAGGGACCUGGGCAGGAUAUGCCCAGCGGCUAUGGCGGAGUACCAAUCAAUCCCUGGGCCAACAAUGGUGCUGCCCCCCAGCCGCCGCCGUUCAUUCAGCAGCAAAACUACAUGGCUGCCCAACAGCAACAGCAACAGCCCCACCCAUCACAGCAGUACAACAAUAUGUUUGGGCCUCGUCAUUAGUUUUAGGUUACAAACUUCAUAUUAGAUAUUCAUAUUCUUUUCUAUACAUAUUCAUUUCAUUUGGCACGCAAAAAAAUCAAAACCCCGAAAGGAAAAUCAGGCAAAUGUACGUCUGUCUCAUUCUAUUUCGUGCCCGGGCGCGUGUGCUGUGUUUAGUCCGUUAUAAGUACAGCAGUCAACUGUCUCGAUACCGAGUUUACAGUUGUUUUGAUGGCCACAAGAUGUAUAUUUUUAUUUUCAUUUGAGUUUGAGUAUGCGUCAGCAGUUGAAAUAAAGAGCGAAACAUUUUCAGAGCAACGGAAUAAAAGCUUCUAUCAUAACGGUAGGAAAUUCUUGCAGCACCACAAAA